AUGGAAAGGUUCUUUAAAAGGAAAUCAGACAUGUUGCAACCCCCUGCAAAUUGUGAAAUAUCAAAAGACAUUCGUGUUGAGGCAGAGAUAAAUUUGUCAGAGCUACCAUCAGAUCCUGGAUUGCGAAAGAAAAUUUCAGACUACCCUUUGAGUAUUCAAGACCAAGUUCGAAGAGUAUAUUUGCAAAAGGGUCCUUGUGGUGAUGCUUUUAGUAGUAAGGGUUAUCAAAAUUGGAAGGAGAAAUCAAGGCUAUAUGUUCAUGUCGGAGACCUCAACAGCGCCCAUAAUCAUGCUUUGAGAAAGUGUGAGGAUCUCAUGAAUGAAAGACAACACAUUCGAAAUAUCAUCAACAAGAAUGCUAAGCAAUCCAGAACAAAUUAUCGAAUUCGACUCACUGCAUCAGUAGAAUGUAUACGGUUCCUUCUAAGACAAGGUCUUGCAUUCCGGGGCCAUGAUGAGUCAGAAAAUUCAAGCAAUCAAGGUAACUUUGUUGAGCUUUUACAAUUUCUUGCUGAUCAUGAUGAACAAAUUAGAGCUGUGGCAUUGAAAAACGCUCCAGCGAACCUCAAAUUGACAUCACCAACAAUUCAGAAAGAGAUAGUAAAUGCUGCAGCAGUUGAAACGACAGAUGCUAUAAUUAGAGACAUGGAUAAUGCAUUGUUCUCCAUUUUAGUUGAUGAAGCUAGAGAUGUUUCUAUAAAAGAGCAAAUGGCUGUAAUUUUUCGUUAUGUGGAUAAAAGGGGUUGUGUGAUUGAACGUUUUAUUGGCAUUGUACAUGUUGCCAAUACCACUGCCAGAACACUCAAAAAAGCUGUAGAUGAAUUGCUUAGUAAGCAUAAAUUGAGCAUAUCAAGUUUAUGUGGUCAAGGCUUCGAUGGAGCAAGUAAUAUGAGUGGGGAACUGAAUGGCUUAAAGACACUUAUUUUGAAGGAUAAUCCCACUGUUUUCUAUGUCCUCUGUUUUGCACAUCAGCUUCAGUUAGCUUUGGUGGCUGUGGCAAAGAAACAUAGUAUUGUAGGUGCUUUCUUCACAUCAGUUGCUAAUGUUGUGAAUAUUGUUGGUGCCUCUUCCAAACAUCGAGACAUUCUUCGAGAAAAGCAGGCUCUUAAUGUUAUUCAAGCAUUGAAAGUUGGAGAACUUUCAAGUGGAAGAGGGUUAAAUCAAGAAAUUGAGAUUAAACGUACAGCCGUUGGAGCUCACAUUAUGUUUGCAUUUGAUGAGGAUUGUACUGGUAUUAGUCAUGAGUUGUCCCAAGCAUUGCAAAGAGAUGAUCAAGAUAUAGUAAAUGCAAUGGAUUUAGUGAAAAUAUGCAAGAGAAAGUUGCAGAAUUUGAAGGAUAAUGGAUGGGAUUCUUUACUAGACCAAGUUGUUAUUUUUUGUGGCAAAGAGAAUAUCAUGGUUCCCAACAUGAGUGAGCAGCAUAUAUGUAAAAGAAAAUCAAAGCGGAAAAGUCCAGAAAUCACAAACUUGCACUAUUAUCGUUUUGAUUUCUUUUGUGCUGUGAUAGAUCUCCAACUUGAAGAGUUGAACAAUCAUUUCAAUGAGGGUAAUACAGAGCUACUCCUUUGUAUUGCAUGUUUGAGUCCGAAUUAUUUAUUUUCUGCUUUCAACAUGGAACGUUUGAUGCUUCUUGCUAGCUUUUAUCCGACUGAUUUUUCUACAACUGAGCUAUUGUUACUGGAGUCACAGCUAGAUAUAUAUAUCGAUGACAUGCAAUCAAACACUAAAUUUCAAGACUUGCAUGGGAUUUCUGAUCUAGCACAGAAACUUGUUGAGACAGGAAAGAGUAGGACAUAUAUGUUUGUCUAUAAGCUCAUUACCUUGGCACUAGUACUUCCAGUUGCAACAACCACAGUUGAAAGAGCAUUCUCUGCCAUGAACAUUGUAAAGAAUAGAACGCGAAAUCAGAUGGGAGAUUAG
This is a messenger RNA of Fragaria vesca subsp. vesca, 1920 nucleotides long. RefSeq lists its product as uncharacterized. The transcript has 3 exons. Lineage: Eukaryota; Viridiplantae; Streptophyta; Magnoliopsida; Rosales; Rosaceae. The record is from RefSeq and is a predicted model, not a curated record. The coding region runs from base 1 to 1920 and encodes 639 amino acids.